AGUUUGGACCAAGAGGAACCAGAAGCUCUGCAGAUAAAAGAAGAGCAGAAAGAACCAGAACAUCCCUGGACUAAAGAGGAAACCAUGGAGCUCCCCAUUAGUGAGCAGGAAGAGCAGCUUGUUCUGAAGCAGGAGACUGAAGAUACAGGAGAGGAACAUUUCCCGUGUUUGACAUGUGGAGAAAACUUUCAAAAUAAAGUACAUUUUAUAGAUCACAAGAGCACUCACUCAGGCGAGAAGAUCAGUGAAUGUCUGUCCUGUGGAAAAAGCUUUUCUCAGAAGUUAAAUCUUGUUACAAACAUCAGACUACAUACAGACCAUCUACAGGAUUAUGUUGGAAAAGAGGAGGAUUUCUCUGACCAGCAGCUCUAUGAACAAGAGAGGAAUUCCAGUUCGGGCCAAGAGGAACCAGAACCUCUGCAGAUAAAAGAAGAGCAGAAAGAACCAGAACAUCCCUGGACAAAAGAGGAAACCAUGGAGCUCCCCAUAAGUGAGCAGGAAGAGCAGCUUGUUCUGAAGCAGGAGACUGAAGAUACAGGAGAGAAACCUUCCCCAUGUUUAAAAUCUGGAAAAGACUUUUUAAAAAAAGAACCUUUAAUUGUUCACAUGAGAACCCACACACAUAAGAAGAUUUAUAAAUGUCCUUCCUGUGGAAAAAUGUUCACAAAAAAAUCUGAUCUUGAUAGACACAUUAGAAGUCACACAGGUGAGAAGCCUUUUUCCUGUACCAAUGAGAGAAAUACGAAGAGUUCUUCUCAGCCUCCUGGAUCCAUCAAGCCCUGUAGCAAAUGA
Molecule: messenger RNA, 792 nt
Organism: Cyprinodon tularosa
Lineage: Eukaryota; Metazoa; Chordata; Actinopteri; Cyprinodontiformes; Cyprinodontidae
Product: zinc finger protein OZF-like
Exons: 4
Coding region: 85-792 (235 amino acids)
Biological process (GO): regulation of transcription by RNA polymerase II
Cellular component (GO): nucleus
Molecular function (GO): RNA polymerase II cis-regulatory region sequence-specific DNA binding; DNA-binding transcription activator activity, RNA polymerase II-specific
Source: RefSeq, a predicted model, not a curated record